This is a messenger RNA of Triplophysa rosa, 4996 nucleotides long. RefSeq names its product midline 1 (gene mid1). Bases 1266 to 3287 code for a protein of 673 amino acids. Lineage: Eukaryota; Metazoa; Chordata; Actinopteri; Cypriniformes; Nemacheilidae. Gene Ontology annotation, molecular function: zinc ion binding; protein binding. The transcript is spliced from 10 exons. The record is from RefSeq and is a predicted model, not a curated record.
ACCCUUCCCACACACACACACCGCACGCACUCACACACCACACCACACCACACACACACACAGAUGUUGUGUCAUUAUGCUGAGAUUAAAUAUGUGUUGUGUAGUGUCCAUCACAUGUCCAAUCUGUUAUUUUCACUCUCAUAAGAGAAUGAACACUUGACAUGACCUGACAGCCAUGAGACGAAAUUAAAGUGGAUUUGUCAACUGGUCUCUGUAAUGAUGUGUUGUGCAGACAUCACAAACACUCCAGCACGUGUGUGAGAACAGACAUCAGCACACUUUUAUUUACCCUACAGGUUACAUUUAUGUGUCUAUAUACUGUAUGUACCCUGCUGCGGUCAGUGAUGUCAGCUCUUGUAUGUGAAAAAAAGAUUUCCAGUAAAUAAGAACAACAGUACAUAAAGCUCGAUAUGGCUUCGAAACACUUGAUGCUUGUUUUUGGAUCUUGACAGAUGUGGUUGUUGUGAACUGAUGUUGUAAAAUAAUUCCUUUGGGCUUAAAAUGUCGAUGUGCUGAGUUUCUGCGUGAUGCACUCAGACACACCCACUUUGGCCCAGCCCUGCGUUCUCAUUGGUUUAGUGACCGGUCUGUAGCCCGCAGCAGUUGGUGGUACAAGUGUUCUAUUGACAAGAGUGAUCAUACGCUGGCCGAGAGAGAGAGAGAGAGAGAGAGAGAGAGAGAGAGUGACAGAUUGAGAGAGCGAGGGAGAGAGAGAGAGAGAGAGAGAGAGAGAGAGAGAGAGAGAGAGAGAGAGAGAGAGAAAGAGAGAGAGAGAGAGAGAGAGAGAGAGAGAGAGAGCGAGAGAGACAGAGAGAGAGAGAGAGAGAGAGAGAGAGAGAGAGAGAGAGAGAGAGAGAGAGAGAGAGAGAGAGAGAGAGAGAGAGAGAGAGAGAGAGAGAGAGAUUGAGAGAGCGAGGGAGAGAGAGAGAGAGAAGCAGAGAAACAGAGAGAGACAGAUUGAGAGAGCGAGGGAGAGAGAGAGAGAAGCAGAGAAACAGAGAGAGACAGAUUGAGAGAGCGAGGGAGAGAGAGAGAGAGAGAGAGAAGCAGAGAAACAGAGAGAGAGAGGCAGAAAGUGAAGCUGUACUGAAACACUGAGAGAAACAAAGCAGCUGUACGUCUCUGACACACUGAAAGCGGGCGCUCGAGGAACUUUCUGAAUCUGAUGCUGUUAAGUUUGCGUCUGAGACUGACACCUUCAACAUGAUUCAGACGGCUAAACGGCUUCCCUGGAUUUCGCUGACGUCGCCAUUGUUUCACUGAAGAUGGACACACUCGAGUCAGAGUUGACCUGCCCAAUCUGUCUGGAGCUUUUUGAAGAUCCUCUUCUGCUGCCGUGCGCUCACAGUCUGUGCUUCAACUGCGCUCACCGCAUCCUGGUGUCCCACUGCACGUCGCUGGACGAGUCCGCCAAACCCUUCUCCGCGUUCCAGUGUCCCACCUGCCGCUAUGUCAUCACCCUCGACCAGCAGGGCCUAGACGGACUGAAGCGCAACGUCACGCUGCAGAACAUCAUCGACCGCUUCCAGAAGGCCUCGCUGAGCGGACCCAACUCCCCGAACGAAACUCGCCGCUGCACCCCGCCGCGCAACCUGGAUGAGGGCACAACCAUGAGUUCACCGUGCGAGCCGGUCCAGUGUCAGUUCUGCGAGCAGGACCCGCCGCAGGACGCCGUAAAGACUUGUGUCACCUGCGAGGUGUCAUACUGUCAGGAAUGUCUUCGGGCCACGCACCCGAACAAGAAGCCGUUCACGGGCCACCGGCUGACUGAGCCGGUACCGGACUCGCGGCUCAGAGGUCUGGCCUGUCCCGAUCACAGCGAGGAGAAGGUCAACAUGUACUGCGUCACCGACGAGCAGCUCAUCUGCUCUCUGUGUAAGCUGGUGGGACAUCACCGCGACCAUAAGGUGUCGGCGUUAGGAGAGAGAUAUGACAAGCUGAAGCACAUGUUGGAUUCCAACCUCAGCAAUCUGAUCAAGAGAAACAAUGAGCUGGAAAACCUGAUGGGAAAGUUGAUCCAGACCUGUCAACAUGUGGAGCAUAACGCAUCUCAUCAGGAGAGUAAACUGGUAGAGGAGUGUGACAUUCUCAUAAACAUCGUACAGCAGAGAAGACAAAUUAUCAGCACCAAGAUACGAGAAGGAAAGGUGGUGCGCUUGAGAAAGCUGGCUCAACAGGUCGCUAACUGCAAACAGUUCUUGGAAAGAUCAUCAUCUCUCAUAACUCAAGCCGAUCAGACUCUGAAAGAAACCGAUCACGCACGCUUCCUACAGACGGCCAAGAGCAUCGCUGAGAGAGUCUCCAUGGCAACAGCAUCCUCUCAGGUCCUGAUCCCGGAGAUAAACCUGAACGACACGUUUGACGCACUCGCGCUGGACUUCUCCAGAGAGAAGAAGAUGCUGGAGUGUCUGGAUUAUCUCACGGCUCCAAACGCGCCCACCAUCCGCGAGGAGCUGUGCACGGCGUCUCAUGACACCAUCACCGUCCACUGGACCUCAGAGGAUGAAUUCAGCAUCGUUUCAUAUGAGCUUCAGUACACCAUCUGCACCGGCCAGGCCAACGUCCUCAGUCUUUGUAACUCCAUGGAGAGCUGGAUGAUCGUGCCCAACAUCAAACAGAACCAUUACACCGUUCACGGCCUGCAGUGCGGAACCAAAUACAUCUUCAUCGUGAAAGCCAUGAACCAGGCCGGGAGUCGCAGCAGUCCACCCGGCAAACUCAAGACAAACAGCCAGCCAUUUAAACUGGACCCCAAGUCGGCACACAGGAAGUUAAAGGUGUCACAUGACAAUCUGACCGUCGAACGGGACGAGGCCUCGUCCAUGAAAAGUCACGCACAGGACCGCUUCGGCAGCUCUGGGAACUAUGGAGUCACUGGAAACGUCUACAUCGACAGCGGACGUCACUACUGGGAGGUUCUGAUUGGAGGGAGCACAUGGUUUGCCAUUGGCAUCGCCUACAAGUCGGCCCCCAAACACGGAUGGGUGGGCAAAGAUUCUGCGUCGUGGGUGCUGUGUCGCUGCAACACCUCGUGGGCCGUGAGGCAUAACGGCAAAGAGUUUCCGGUGGAGCCGUCUCCUCACAUGCGGCGUCUGGGCGUUCUGCUGGACUACGACACCGGAUCAUUGGCUUUCUAUGACGCCGCUGGCACGCAACACCUGCACACCUUCGACAUCGCCUUCUCUCAGCCCAUCUGUCCCGUCUUCAGCGUGUGGAACAAGUGCUUGACCGUCCUCACGGGUCUGCCCAUCCCUGACCAUCUGGAGGUCAGUGACCCUCAGGAAUGAAGAGAUGCGCCUUUACACCUGGACUUAACAUCAGUCAGUACAACCUGAAGGACCGCCUACUCACCUGUCAAUCAAUCACUGCCCCGAAAACCACAUACAGUAGUGGACAAAAGUCACUUACUCGUUUUAGCACUUUUAGAAUAAUAGUAAAGUCAGACUAUGAGAUGAGAUAAGUAUUGAAAAAAUGAUCUGCUUUUUUUGUCGCUAUUCGCUCUAAAUCAGUGGAUUUUUAACAUAAAACAUGGCCUUUACAAACUGGUCAUGUGACACAUGUACAUUCACCUUUUAAAAUGUCUUAUGUGGCUAGAUCGACAAUCAGUUUCGGCGACAUUUUGAUACGUUACGAAUCUGCAGUAACACUGUGAUGGAUGCAUUCAUCUGAACUAAAUCUCAUGUGAGGUUCUUCACAUGCUGUAAAUAAUCUGAAUCGCCCAAAUCUGAGGUGUAAAAAGACUCCAUGAGAACUCUCCUGGUGUUAAUCAAAGAAAAUAUCGUGUGCUUCACUUGCAUUCCAGAAUCAAGCACCUUGAAUCAUCCCUAUUGAUGUCGUCUGAACAGAAUUAUGAGUCUUUUUCUCCUGUCAUGCACCUCGUGUCACUUUAUGUGUGUGUUCUAAAGUGGUUUUAUAAGAACCUCGUAAAUUGAGCACAAACAAAUUCUUCACGUCGAGUCGUCUGCACUCUCGUGAUUUAUUUGAGUGUUUUCUCGCUCUGCCACGGUGCUCAUCUUCUCUUCCUGAACUUCCAUUGGCUCUGUUCAGAAUGGAACACUAACUUUACUGAAUACUGGGUAGGAUGUACUGUACACUGCCUGUUGUUUUGUUUGAUAAAUGGGAUGUGAAACAAAGCAUUCUUGCACGAAAACAUACUUUGCUAGUAGUCUCAUAAAAAGUGAUCCUUUGUCAUUUUUUGCAUUUUUGAAGUUAGUAUAUAAAUGUUUGCCCUUUAGCCAUCCAAUCAAAUGAGUCAAGAAAGAGAUCGUAGUUGAUGUCACUUCCAGUUUUUCGUCACACUGUAAACGGAGGGUCAAGCACAAUGCAUUGUGGGAUCCAGUAUUCCAAGUACUGGGCGUUUUGGCGAAUGUAAAAGGUCGUCUGGAUACUCUACGCAUAGAUCAAAGUUGCAUAUACUUAAUCUAAGUAGACAGUAGGUGUGUACUGUAGUGUGACAGUGGUGUGCUAUUCUGAACACAGCCAUAUUGUACUUGCACUUUUUCUAUCUAACCUUUGACCUUUUAACACUCCAAGAAAACUCUGACAUACUAUUCGACCUUUUUUGUUCGGUUUCAUUUUCAUUGUCCCCUUACAUUGCUGUGCUUGUCAUGACACAUUAAAUAAAAAUGCCAAAGCCUGAUUAUGUAUAAAUGUAAAUUCCGUGAAAAUCUUCCCUUUGUCCUCAAGAUGAUUUAUUGUCACAGAUUUGUGCUGAAGAGAAGCACAAAGGUGCGAGCUAAACCUGCUUUCACUCACAACAAUCAGCUCAAUAAUAUAAGGAAUUCAUUACUUUGUUAGAAAUGAUUUGCAGAUUAAAUAGCACCUUUUACUGCACUUUAUGCAUGAGCUCAUAGAUUUUCAUUUCAUUUUAAAGUUCAUUCAAAAUGUGUUUUAAAACGUUUUAUGUACAGUGAUAGUUACGUUUUGUAAUCCAUUUUUAUUUUCUGAAUUGUGAAUAAUGCCCUGGUAUGAAAUAAUAAAAUAGUUUGUCCCGUUA